AUGUUCAACGCCCUGAAUCGGUUCAUGUCCCGUCUGGACGGCGACGUGCCCCAGCGACGCAAUGAGCAGGGAUCCUUUGGUUUCCAGGUCCUGAGAAACACAAACCUACAGCUGGCAAUCGAACCAUGGUUUGACUUUAUCGUCGGGAUCAACGGACGGCCAAUUGUGCGAUAA
Metarhizium brunneum ARSEF 3297 is the source of this 174-nucleotide messenger RNA. Lineage: Eukaryota; Fungi; Ascomycota; Sordariomycetes; Hypocreales; Clavicipitaceae. The record is from RefSeq and is a predicted model, not a curated record.